Molecule: messenger RNA, 4606 nt
Organism: Puccinia graminis f. sp. tritici CRL 75-36-700-3
Lineage: Eukaryota; Fungi; Basidiomycota; Pucciniomycetes; Pucciniales; Pucciniaceae
Exons: 8
Coding region: 169-3987 (1272 amino acids)
Biological process (GO): interstrand cross-link repair
Cellular component (GO): nucleus
Molecular function (GO): 5'-flap endonuclease activity; 5'-3' exonuclease activity; flap-structured DNA binding
Source: RefSeq, a predicted model, not a curated record
GAAAAGCGCCUCGACUUGGGCUAUGCAGUAGGGGGGAUCUAGUCGAUAGGGGUGGGGGAUGGGGAGUCAGUCCGACUGAGCGCCUGACUCAAAGCGGCCGAUGUUUUCAAUCACCUCCUUCCAUCACUUCCCACCCAGAACCAACACCACCAACCCAAGCACCAAACCAUGUCAUCACCACCAACAGUCAUACUCGACUCAUCAUCAUCAUCAUCAUCAGACUCAUCAGAACACUCGGAUCACCCCAGCCCAGCGAAAUCCAGCAAGAAGCUCAGCAAGAGGAAGAAGAACCAGAAGAACAACAACAAGCCAAAGGAUAAAUUUCUCAUCACUGCCGACCAAUGGACUCCGAUCGCCGGCCCAUCAGUCCCCAAACCGAACAAACACCAGAACAAUCAUCCUCAAGAGACACUCAGCCUAAUCGAGCCAACCACCAAUACCAAACUAGUCAGCCUCUUCGAACCAAGCACCUCAUCAUCAUCAGCAAGAACAGCAACAGAAGAUCUACUACUGGCUCAAUCAAAUGACCAAGAAGCCCAACAACCCAUCCUGGUCACAGUCGAACAGAGAGUAUCUCUCUACGUCAACUGCUUCGAAGAGAUGCUCAACAUUGUCCUCAGACACGAAGAUUUCCUCUUCCUACCAUCAGAGCUGAGGAUACUUAAUAGCUGGCAAGCACUCCCUCGUUCAUCAAAAUAUUUAUUCGUAAGACUCUUCAUGCGUAAACACGAAAAUUGGUUCAGACUAGACAAGCUGAGCAGCUACGAAGCCGACGUAGGAGAUCUCGGACAAACUUGUGGUUCGCUAUGCAAGCCAGUAGACGAGCUGUUGGCAGAGCUGAAGAGGAUGGAUCCACUGAUCACGUUACUAAACAACAACCAUUGUCGAGGAGGGAUGGAGAAUAUUCAAUAUCCGGGCGACCAGUCGGCGAGCCAUCUGGGUGGACCGCUGAAUAUGUCUACCCAACUCGAAGAAUUCAAUCAUCAAUAUGCCACUGGCGGAGGGUUGAAUGAUAUCCAUUAUGCUGGACAUCAACUCGAUAAUUACAGCCCUUGUCAAGGAACCAAUGAUCCUCAAUACCCUGCACACCAACUGAAUCCAUACAGCCCUUCUCAAGCAUCAAACAACCUUCCAUACGCUGGAUAUCAGAUCAACACCUAUAACAGCCCUGGUCUAGGAAUAAACGAUGUCCAAUACACGGGUCAUCAACUGAAUCUCUUCAACCCUUCCGAAGGAAUUAGCAAUGCUCACUACACCGGUCAACAGCACGGAAUCCCCGUUACUGGACUCUUCAGACACAGUCCUCCAGCCAAGCUCGAUCAACUGAAUCCAUAUAACAACCCGUAUGAAGCAAUAAAUAAUGUUCAAUUUACAAGUCAAGCGCACGGUACCCAUCUCGAUGGAUUUCUUAAGUCUAGCCCGCCAGCCAAAUUCGAUCCACUCAAUCUUCCCCAACAUAGCCCGAAUGGAGGGAUGGAUGAUGCCCAGUACUCUGGUGAACAGCCCGGGAUCUCUUUUAGCGACUUAAUUCGAUCCAGCCCAGCAGUCGAGCCCGAUCAUCUAACUACCUUUAACCAUUACGAAGGAAUGAAUGAUAUCCAGUGGGCUACCCAACAGCCUGUCUCUCUUGAUGAAUUGCUACAGUGUAAUACGCAUGAUCUGGCCAUGCUCGAAGGGCCCUACUCUGGCGCGCUGCAGGAUACUGAACUCGCUUACCAGGACCAACUCAAAUCUUUCAAUCAACUUUCUCCCACCAUUCCUUCAAGAAUCCAACUAGGUGACCCCAGUACUUGUCCCGAUUCACCAGCCGAUUCCCUCAAGACGGACGAAGGAAUCAUCGCGCAACUAAAUGUGUUUCUGGACCAAACAAGCCGCACAAAAAACUGGACCCAACCACCGGCCAACACACUGUCGAGCCAUCUGGACCAAGCUCCAAAUAGCUGCAGAGUAGAUGAGUCGCCAGGGCCGGAAUGGAUACCGUUUGAUGUGAAUGAUUCCCAAACUCUCCCAGACAUCCCACCCAUUCCCCCGCCGGUAGAUAUCCAUCCUACCAGCAUCACCAAGCCGCCGGAUCUGGUCUCCACCACACCAUCCGUCAGUCCCUCACGAUCACAGCCAGUGGAGAGCGGCAAAGAUCCCGAACUGAGUAGCUUUGCGACCAUGACUUCUUCUGUUGAUUAUGGUCUCCUCAACACCGAUGACUUGUUCGCAUGUAUGAAUCUCGAUGAGUUGAAGAGUUUCGCUAAGAAACUUAAUGCAAAUCCACACACCACUAGAGAUAUGAUCAUCCUUAGUAUCAAAGCUGUCACCUGCAAACAAUCUACCCUCUUCGGCGCUCCCUCUACUAACAAGGGCAAACAGAGAAAACAACUUUCACUCAAGUUUACUAAGAAAGGCUUGAAAGAAAGUCAGAUUUUGUCUCUCAACUCAAGAAGGCCUUCGAUCAAAUUAAGACCCAAAGUAUGUUCAUUAUUCAAACGACUUCAUUUAAUAUUUUACCGGUCGACGACGAUCACGGAGAAGACGAUGACGGCGUCGAUGUUAGCGCAGAUGCGGAUUCGAAACUACCCAACCUACACGGUGAUCCGAACGAAUUCGAUUUUUGAGUCCAGAGAGCAACUGAUGAAGUACGAAGAGGCGCUCGAGCUGGAGAAGCAGUUUGAUGAUCUGAUGGUCAAUGAACGUCGGCCAUGGAAUGAGGAUGACCAGGGCAAAGCUCGUCGUCAAGAAGCUAAGACUGUCAGGCUGAAGAAGGCCUUGGACGUCUUCGAAUCCGCUUGGCUACUGUGGCAAGCGGUCAUUCUCGAAGAAAAUGAUCGCCUCGAUAAUCGGCUUAACCAAGGUCUCAUCUACCCUGAAUACGAUCGAUCUAAUUAUUAUAAGAGGCGUUUCCAGCCAGGCUGGCCGCUAACACGAAUCUUGCAAAAAGGGCUAGCGAUCCUAGCACGGUUCAAGGAGUACGAGCGAGAAGUAAAAGUGUUGGAAGCGUUGAUCCAGCAGCCCCAUUUCCGACGAGGGAAGCGGGGACAAUGGUACGACCGAUUGGCACUGGUGUUGAUGACCCAUCUCGCGCGGGACGAGUCGUUGACGGUGGAGCAGCGACAGAUACACAUGAACUCGGCCCUGUAUACCUGCGAGCAUGGCUUGAAAGACCCGGAUACCCACCAGCUCUAUCGGUUCAGUCUCGGCCGAAGACUGGCCAGACUCCAGGCGAUCGGCGGCGCACUCCAGCAUCCUUGGAUGGACUCGCUGGAGACCCCUCAAGUAGAGGACUGGAAAGCCGCGCGGCGGACAACCAUCCUUCGGACCAUGGACAACGACGACCGCGAAAGCGGCGUCAAAUCUCGCUGGAUGAGUAUCCUCGAUAACACCCUCCUAUCCGUCGAGGAAAUCGCAUUGGAACAUUAUCUGAGCGAUCAUUCCCAUUGGCGUGGGUUUCAUUCGGAAACUGGGAUCUUGAAAAUGAUUUUUUCGUUGGUUUUUUGGGACGUUAUCUUUGCCCCCGUCCCUGGGGCAUUUGAGACCGCAUUCCAAACCGCUCCUCUAGAUAUUGCUACCGAUGCAUUUGCGAUCGUACGACGUCCAUUGAUAGAUGAAAGGAUGGGAAAGAUAGAAAGAGGCGGGAGUGAGGAAAUUGUGAACAGGAUGAGAGAGACGUAUGUGCGCGAAAGCGGGAGGAAAACCUGGUCGAUCGGCAUCAGUCAGGGCUAUUGGGAACGUUACCGGCUCGAAGAUCUCGAGCAAAUCGUCCGCUGUUUCUCAGCCCAAGCCUUCAUCCUGAUCUCUAAUGCGCUUUUCGAGGAUUACAGCGUCUGGUCUGCUGGCGCUCCCGAUCUUUGUCUUUGGGACCCGUCUCAAAUGCGUUGCAAGUUUGUCGAAGUUAAAGGCCCGGGCGAUAAGCUAUCCGAGCAACAAAAAAACUGGCUCAGUUUGUUGUUGAAAGCCGAAGGUAUCGAGGUCGAGAUUUGUUCGGUCAAAGAAGAUUAACACAUCACUUUUUUUUCUCUUUCUCUCCUUCUCUCCUUGCCUCUAUUUUUUUUUUAUUUGUGAAAUUUAUUGAUUAUCUUUUUCUAUUAUAUGUAUGUCUCUCUUAGUUACUUAUCCUCCUUCAUUCUUUUUUUUGUGUUUUCUUUUCUUGUUCCCCAGCUUCUUCCUCUUCUCUUCCCCCCCCUAGCUUUAUUUUAUUAUGUUUUUGGUUUGGUUUGUUCAUCCAACUUUGGGGGAGCCACAAAAGCCGCAUUUAACAACACCAAAAAACUAGCUGCAUUCAUUUUUUUCUUCUUCUUCUUGACAUAACACACACACACACACAAAAAACUAGAAGCAAAACACAUACACACACAAAACUUGUUAAAAAUUAUCUGUUAUUUCUUCUGGAUUUGUUGUCUUUUUGUUUUAUGUUUUCAAGGAUUGAUUGUUACAUGGAAACAAAGUGUGAUUUGAACAUAUGAACUUUGAUCAGUCUCAGUGAUGUUUAAUUUUGUCUGUUUUAUAGCACUUUUGUCUGUUUUAUAGCAUUGUCUCUGUAGAAUGUGUAAGUUUCUUUGGCACUAUCACUAGAAACAGCAAAUCCAUAUACAUACCCACAUAUUUGACCAAUGCAAAU